UCCCCCUCUUCCCAACCACGAAGGGCGGCAGCGAUGGUGAAUAUGGACGAGGAGGCUGAAGGAGACUCGUCCUAGUCCUUCGCUACACCCCACACCCCCAACCUACACGCCACUCCCCGGCAUCAUGGCGCAAACCUUCAGAGAUAGCCUCGAUGCCCUCUUCAACGACCUUCGAGCCCGGUCGGAGAACACGCGCCAAAAUGCGGCGGCAAGACUGGGAGAGCAGGUCAAUUCCUGCUUCAGAGAACUGCCGCCCGCCGAGUUCGCGCGCUACUACAAUGAUGUCAACACCCGGAUGGUCGCUCUCAUCAUGGGCGGCACCGACACGCACGAACGCACCGGCGGCCUGUACGCCUUGAAUGCUUUGAUCGAUUUCAAGGGAGACGAUGCGGCAGCAAAGGUGACCAAGUUCAGCAACUACCUCAAGAGAGUGCUCGAGGGCAAUGAUACCAGUGCGAUGGUGGUUGCGGCAAAGUGUCUGGGCCGAUUGGCGACGCCUGGCGGUGCCCUCACGGCGGAACUUGUCGAGGCGGAAGUUAAGCACGCCCUCGAAUGGCUCACGUCGGAGCGGAACGAGAACAGACGGUUCGCCGCGGUGUUGAUAUUAAGAGAGCUGGCCAGGAAUAGUUCGACUCUGCUGUACCCAUACAUUCCCGGCAUCCUCGUCAGCAUAUGGGAGGGCUUGCGGGACCAAAAGUACGCCAUACGCGAGGUGGCGGCAGAGACUGUCAGCCAGUGCUUCAAGGUCCUCUCCGCCAGGGAUCCGCAGCAACGGACUACGUGUUUAACCCGCAUGUUUGAAGCCGCACAAGAUGGUUUCCGGAGAAACACUGUCGAGUCCAUUCACGGAUCGCUUCUGGCGUACAAAGAGCUACUCGUCCAAGGUGGAAUGUUCAUGCACGGUGCUCGCUACAAGGAUGCGUGCGAGCGGACACUUCUUCAGCAGUAUCGCGAACAUCGCGAUCCAACCAUUCGGCGUACGGUCGUCGAGAUCAUCCCCAUCCUCGCGGGAUACGCACCGAAAGAGUUCUGUGUCAAUUAUCUCGCCCGCUCAAUGUCCCAUCUGCAGACUCUUCUGAAGGAUCCGCGGCAGCGUAACAUCGCCUUCGCGGCUAUCGGCCAGAUUGCGCAUGCUGUUGGAUCGCAAAUUGCACCAUAUCUUGACACCAUCCUCCUUCAUAUCCGAGACGCACUCUCCGUCAAGAACCGCAGCAAACACUCGGACGAGGCACCCAUCUUCGAGUGCAUCAGCAUGAUCUCCAUCGCCGUUGGCCAGACUUUGAGCAAAUACAUGGAGGCGCUGCUCGAUCCUAUCUUUGCCUGUGGACUUUCUGACGCUCUCACACAAGCACUCGUCGACAUGGCACAUUACAUUCCCCCAGUAAAAUCGACGAUCCAGGAGAAGCUGCUGGAUCUGCUCAGCCGGACGUUAUGUGGGCAGCCAUUCCAGACCCUCGGUCAUCCCACACAUGGCAAAGGAUUGCCACCCAUCUACACGAAAGAAGUGCGCGAUCAGCGAGACCCGCAACACCAAGAGCACAAGGACCAUGAGAUUGCUCUGGCUUUGCACACCCUCGGCUCCUUCGACUUCAGCGGUCAUGUGCUUAACGAAUUCGUCCGCGAUGUUGCCAUUCGUUACGUCGAGGACGAUGAUCCAGUAGUACGAAAGGCUGCAGCUUUGACAUGCUGCCAGCUGUUCGUGAGAGAUCCGAUCGUACACCAGACAAGUCAUCACGCCAUUCAGGUUGUGUCAGAUGUCAUUGAAAAGCUUCUCACAGUCGGCGUUGCGGAUCCCAUUGCAGACAUCCGUCUCACAGUCCUCGUGUCGCUGGACGCUCGCUUUGAUCGUCAUUUGGCAAAGGCCGAGAACGUUCGAACGCUGUUCCUCGCUCUGAACGACGAAAGAUUUGCCAUCCGAGAAGCUGCCAUGAGCAUCAUUGGCCGGCUCACCGCCGUCAACCCCGCUUACGUCUUCCCUUCACUCCGCAAGGUUCUCAUCCAAUUACUUACCGAGAUCGAAUACUCCAACAGCGCGAACAACAAGCGAGAAUCUGCACAGCUCAUAUCAGACCUUGUGAGCGCCAGCACCAAGCUCAUUAAGCCUUACGUCGACCCAAUGGUCACAGUCCUGCUCCCCAAGGCCGAUGAUCCCAACGCUGAUGUUGCAGCCACCACGCUCCGCGCACUCGGUGAUCUGGCGACAGUUGGUGGAGAGGAAAUGAUGAAAUACGUUCCAGAGCUGAUGAAGAUCAUCAUCCGCAGUCUGCAGGAUCUCAGUUCUCCCAAGAAACGAGAAACGGCUCUUUGUACGUUGGGCCAGCUGGCCAGCAGCAGCGGCUAUGUCAUCGACCCGUACCUGGAGCACACGGAACUUUUGACCAUUCUCGUCAACAUCGUCAAGAACGAGCCGCCGGGAGAUCUGCGGCGCGAGACAAUUCGCCUCAUGGGCAUCUUAGGUGCUCUGGACCCCUACAAGCACCAGCAGGUCAUCGAAGACUCGCCGGAAUCGAACCUCAGAGCUGAGGCGGAGGCGGAAUCGGAUGUGACGCUCAUCAUGAAAGGCAUCACGCCAAGCAAUGAGGACUACUAUCCGACCGUUGUCAUCAACACUCUCAUUCACAUGCUCAAGGACGACGCUCUCAAGCAAUACCACUCCGCGGUCGUGGAGGCAGUGAUGAACAUAUACGCCACCAUGGGCAUGAAAUGCGUGCCGUAUCUCAAUACCGUGGUUCCAGGGAUCGUCGGUGUGCUGAAAGACGCUCCAGAUGGCCGGUUAGAGGGUUACUUCAACCAGCUCAGUUUGCUCGUCAAGAUUGUGCGGCAGCACAUUCGGCCACAUUUGAGACUCAUCCUCGAUGCGGUCCAAGAUCAUUGGCAUCGAGGUACGACACUUCAAGCGACCAUCCUGAGUCUGAUCGAAAGCAUCGCGAGAAGCCUUGAGGGCGAGUUCAAGAUCUACCUCGCCCGAGUGCUGCCACUCAUGCUCGGUGUGCUUGACGGGGAUACUAGGUCAGAUGCAGGCAAAGCAGCGUGUCAGAGAGUUCUGCAUGCCUUCCUCAUCUUCGGCUCGAGCGCUGAAGAGUACAUGCACCUCAUCGUGCCUGUUGUGGUGCGGAUGUUUGACACCGAUCGAUUCCAGCCCCGCGACAUUCGACGAGUUGCGAUCGAAACGAUUGGCAAGCUGAGCAAGCAAGUCAACAUCUCGGAGUUUGCAGCCAAGAUCAUCCACCCCCUCGCUCGAGUGCUUGCUGGGAACGAAUCAUCUCUCCGGCAGCCUGCACUGGACACACUGUGUGCUCUCGUCUUCCAGCUUGGUCCGGACUAUCUGCAUUUUGUGCCCAGUAUUGAGAAAGUGCUUCUCACGCACAAGAUACAUCACUCACAGUACGCCACCAUCAUCAACAAGCUGAAGAAAGGUGAUUCUCUGCCACAAGAUUUGAGCCCGGAGGAGCGGUACAGAGACGAGGAUGACGACCAGUAUCCCACGGAAAUUGCCACGAAGAAGCUUGCGGUAAAUCAGCAGCAUCUCAAGAAUGCCUGGGAGGCGAAUCAGAAAUCGACACGGGAGGAUUGGCAGGAAUGGAUGCGUCGCUUCUCUGUCGAGCUAUUGAAAGAGUCUCCGCAGCAAGCCUUGCGAGCCUGCACGCCUCUUGCCACCAUCUAUCCUCCUCUGGCCCGCAGCCUCUUCAACUCGGCUUUUGUCAGCUGCUGGACCGAGCUCUAUGACCAGUAUCAAGAGGAACUGGUACGCUCGAUCGAAGUUGCACUAACAUCAUCCAACAUCCCGCCGGAAAUUCUGCAAAUCCUGCUCAAUCUGGCCGAGUUCAUGGAGCACGAUGAUAAAGCUCUGCCCAUCGACGUUCGAACGCUAGGAAUGUACGCCGGGAAAUGUCACGCCUUUGCCAAAGCAUUGCACUACAAGGAACUCGAGUUCAAUGCGGAUCAGAACGCCGCUGCCGUGGAAGCUCUGAUCAGCAUCAACAAUCAACUGCAGCAGACCGAUGCCGCUUUUGGAAUCCUCCGUAAGGCUAGGGGCUACACGGAUGUCGAUCUUCGAGAGACCUGGUACGAGAAGUUGCAGCGAUGGGAAGACGCCCUGGACCAGUAUCAAAAGCGAGAGCGCGAGGAAGGCGAGAAUGCAGGGUUCGAUGUCAUCAUGGGCAAGAUGCGCUGUUUGCAUGCCCUUGGCGAAUGGGACACGCUCAGCUCCAUCGCCGAAGACAAAUGGAUGAAUGCAAGUUCGGAUCAAAGAAAGCACAUUGCUCCUCUUGCUGCCGCUGCUGCUUGGGGCAUGGGCCAGUGGGAGCUCAUGGACAACUAUCUCGGCGUCAUGAAGCAGAAUUCGCCAGAUCGGUCGUUCUUCGGCGCCAUUCUAUCCAUCAACCGCAACCAGUUUGAGGACGCGCAUGCUCACAUCACCAAAGUCCGCGAUGGACUUGAUGCCGAGCUCAGUGCAUUGCUGGGAGAGUCAUAUGCUAGGGCGUAUAGUGUGAUUGUACGGGUGCAAAUGCUGGCCGAGUUGGAAGAAAUCAUCACCUACAAGCAACAUGCCGGCGACCAGGAGAAACAAGAGCGGAUGCGCCACACGUGGACCAAGCGACUCCUCGGGUGUCAGCGUAGUGUCGACGUAUGGCAGCGCAUGCUCAAAGUCCGCGCUCUGGUCAUCACGCCGCCGGAGAACAGCGACAUGUAUAUCAAGUUUGCCGCCAUUUGCCGCAAGGCUGAGCGUAAUGGACUCGCCGAGAAGAGUUUAAACUCACUGCUGGGCAUCAGCAACAACAGUGAGUACAAGAUUGUGGACGAAGAGGGCAUGGAAAAGGUCCGUGCCGCGCCGGACAAAGUUCAAUUCGCAGUGUACAAGUAUCUGUGGGCCACCGGUCACCACGACAAAGCUUUGCUUUCCUUGCGGGAGUUCGUUUAUAAGCUGAGGAAAGACUUCGACACGAGAAGCCAGGAGUUCGCGAACGGGUCGGUGAAUGGCACGUCCUCCGCACACAUCAAUGGUACGAAUGGCAUCAAUGGCGACCAGACUCCAUUCAGCUCCACCACUGGACAGCCGUCCGCAAAGGACAAAGCGGACUUGGAUGCCGCAAGGACGUUAUUAGCUCGUUGCUAUCUCAAGCAAGGCGACUGGCAGAUUGCACGGCACGGUGGCGACUGGCAGUCCGACCACGUAGGCGAUGUCCUGCAUUCGUAUUAUGCGGCGACUCGCUACAACGAGAACUGGUACAAGGCGUGGCAUGCCUGGGCCCUGGCCAAUUUCGAGGUCGUUACGGCACUCACGUCGGAAGCAGGCCGGGAAGAGGCCGAUGUCCCGCAGCACAUUGUCCACGACCACGUUGUCCCUGCAAUCAAGGGCUUCUUCAAGUCAAUAGCAUUGUCGUCGAGCAGCUCGUUGCAGGACAAUUUGCGGCUGUUGACCAUGUGGUUCGCGCACGGCUCGCACCAGGAGGUCACCCAUGCGGUCACCCAGGGCAUUUCGACCGUCUCUGUGGAUACCUGGCUCGAGGUUCUCCCUCAGCUCAUCGCUCGCAUCAACCAAUCGAAUCGUCUGGUUCGGGAGGCGGUGCACGCGCUGCUCGUCGAUGUUGGGCGAGCGCACCCCCAACCCCUCGUGUAUCCGCUCACAGUCUCGAUGAAGUCGGAGACGUUGACGCGAUCGCGCGCUGCAGGCCGUGUGAUGGAGGCUAUGCGCCAGCACAGUCCGAAACUUGUCGAGCAAGCUGCCGUAGUGAGCCGCGAACUCAUUCGUAUCGCCGUGCUGUGGCAUGAACAAUGGCACGAAGGCUUGGAAGAAGCGUCCCGCCUGUACUUCGGUGACCACAACAUCCAGGGCAUGCUGGACUGCCUCGAGCCGCUGCACGAGAUGCUGCGCAAGGGCCCCGAGACUCUGCGCGAGAUCUCGUUCAUUCAAAGCUUUGGCCGGGACCUUAACGAUGCUCGCCAAUGGUGCGAAGCGUACAAGACUACGCAGGAAGUCGGCGAGCUCAACCAAGCAUGGGACUUGUACUACGGCGUUUUCAAACGGAUUGCACGACAGUUGCCGCAGUUGAUGAGUCUCGAGCUGCAAUAUGUCUCGCCGGAGCUGAAGAAUGCGCACGACCUGGACCUUGUCGUGCCGGGCACCUACCAAAGUGGAAAGCCGAUCAUUCGCAUUCAGUCUUUCGACCCCGUGGCAACCGUGAUUUCCUCCAAGCAACGGCCUCGGAAGCUGGGACUACGCGGCACGGAUGGUUUGAAGCAUGAAUACCUACUCAAGGGCCACGAAGACAUCCGCCAGGACGAGCGCAUCAUGCAGCUUUUCGGGCUUAUCAAUACCCUCCUUGCCACCGAUACGGAAUGCCUGAAGCGUCAUCUGAACAUUCAACGCUUCUCUGCGAUUCCCCUUUCGACUCAGUCAGGUCUCAUUGGAUGGGUGCCAAACAGCGAUACUCUGCACGUGCUCAUCCGUGAAUAUCGCGAGAGCCGCAAAAUCCUCCUUAACAUCGAGCAUCGGAUUAUGUUGCAGAUGGCACCCGACUAUGACAACCUGACGUUGAUGCAAAAAGUGGAAGUGUUCGGGUACGCACUCGAUAAUACGACGGGGCAGGAUCUGUACCGAGUGUUGUGGCUCAAGAGCAAGAGCUCGGAAUCGUGGCUCGACCGGCGGACGAACUACACUCGCUCGCUCGCCGUCAUGUCCAUGGUGGGAUACAUCCUGGGUCUGGGCGAUCGACAUCCUUCGAAUCUCAUGCUCGAUCGCAUCACAGGCAAGAUCAUCCACAUCGAUUUCGGCGACUGUUUCGAGGUGGCGAUGCACCGCGAAAAGUACCCCGAGCGAGUGCCCUUCCGCCUGACGCGCAUGCUCACCUUCGCAAUGGAGGUCAGCAACAUCGAAGGCAGCUUCCGAACGACGUGCGAGCACGCGAUGCGGCUGUUGCGCGAGAACAAGGAAUCUCUCAUGGCUGUGCUGGAAGCCUUCAUCCACGAUCCUCUGCUUAAUUGGCGGUUGGGCAACAAUGAUAAUCCACCUGAGCCCUCCUUCCCCUCGGAGCGCCGCAACUCCAUCAUCGCGCAACCACCCGGUCCAGAUGCCGGGCGCCGCUCAUCGAUUGCACCGAACGGCACGAGCGGCGGGCCUGGGAGCUCUUAUCGGCCCCGGCACCGCUCGAGCACGCAGGCGAAUGGCAAUGGGGAGCAGCAGGUGGAGAAGGAAGUGCAGAAUGCGCGGGCAGUGCAGGUGCUCAGCCGGGUGAAGGAGAAGCUGACGGGCCGCGACUUUAAGAAGGAGAGCGAGCUGGGCGUCAACCGGCAGGUGGAGAAGUUGCUGGCGGAGGCGACGAAUCUCGAGAAUCUGUGCCAGCACUACAUCGGGUGGUGCAGUUUCUGGUGAUCUUGCCGCUGGCUGCGAGGAUGGUGAAUGGCUUCGAUUGCUCGCUUCUGCUGUCGCUUCGAGCAGGGCGUUUUGCUGGAACGAGGAGCAUAGAUAGGCGUAUUACUUAUGAGCGGGAAUGUGGGAGGUACGGAAGCGACAACGAGACACGAAGGCGUCUGCGCAUCGAAAGGUUAUUAGCUACAGUAUAACUAGUAAAGCAUGGCUGUGUAUUGUCAACAA
Molecule: messenger RNA, 7594 nt
Organism: Neohortaea acidophila
Lineage: Eukaryota; Fungi; Ascomycota; Dothideomycetes; Mycosphaerellales; Teratosphaeriaceae
Product: TOR1 phosphatidylinositol 3-kinase
Exons: 1
Coding region: 125-7372 (2415 amino acids)
Biological process (GO): TOR signaling; negative regulation of macroautophagy; protein phosphorylation
Cellular component (GO): nucleus; TORC1 complex; TORC2 complex
Molecular function (GO): protein-containing complex binding; protein binding; protein serine/threonine kinase activity
Source: RefSeq, a predicted model, not a curated record